CGUCCUUUUCACCCACAAUCAAAAUGACAAAGACCAUUCUAGUCGUCGGUGCCACCGGCAAGCAGGGCGGCAGUGUCGUUAAUGCCCUGCUCAGCCAAGAAGCAGGUGUUGAGAUUCUCGCCUUGACCCGUGACCCCAGCUCCAACAGCGCGCAGCGACUCGUCAAAAAGUCGGACAAAAUCAAAGUCAUUGGGGGAAAUCUUGAUGACGCCGAUGCCAUCUUCCGGAAUGCUCAGAAGGCCACUUCGCAACCUAUUUGGGGAGUAUUCAGUGUGACGACCGUCGUCCCCGGUAGUUCUACGCAUGACGCCGAAGAGAAACAGGGCAACAACUUAGUCGACGCUGCUCUGAAGAACAAUGUCAAGUACUUCGUCUACACCUCUGUUGAUCGCGGUGGUGAUGCCUCCUUUGACCAGCCGACCCGCAUUCCUCAUUUCAUCACCAAACACAACGUCGAACACCACCUCGUCAACAAGGCCAAAGGCACCGACAUGGAAUGGACCAUUCUCCGCCCAACAGCCUUCUUCGACAACUUCACGCCCGACUUCUUCGGAAAGGUGUUUACCACGUGCUGGAAGAUCUCCGUUCGGGAUAAGCCGUUGCAGCUGAUUACUGCUUCGGAUAUCGGGUAUUUCGGUGCCCAGGCGUUUCUGAAUCCGGAGGAGUAUAGUGGGAAGUGCGUCUCGUUGGCUGGGGACAGUCUGACUUUUGAGGAGAUGGCGAGGAUCUUCAAGCAAAAGACAGGGAAGAAUGUUCCCAUGACGUUUGGCAUUGUCGGCCGCUUAAUCAUGUGGAUGAUGAAGGACAUGGGCUAUAUGUUUCAGUGGUUUCAUGAUUCCGGGUAUGACGCUGACAUUCCGGCCCUGAAGCGGGCUCAUCCGGGUCUCAAGGACUUUGGUGCUUGGUUGGAGACGGAGAGUGGGUUUAUGAAGGCGUGAUACCUUUUUUUUCAUUUCAUCCAAUAUUUCGGUUCUUUGUACAUUAUUAAAUACUUAAUACUUUUACAAUUGCCAUAUU
Molecule: messenger RNA, 1017 nt
Organism: Aspergillus sclerotioniger CBS 115572
Lineage: Eukaryota; Fungi; Ascomycota; Eurotiomycetes; Eurotiales; Aspergillaceae
Product: NmrA/HSCARG family protein
Exons: 2
Coding region: 24-938 (304 amino acids)
Source: RefSeq, a predicted model, not a curated record